CUUAGCCUGAGGAGGACGUCUCUCAGGUCCACCCAUACUGAGUGUAACUGAGGUGCGGAGGAACUACAAGGACAGAGGAAGACAGAGGAGGAACAAGGACACCUAGAAAAAAACAACAACUACUAAGACCGGACUAUUCCAGAUCAUCCUGCCCUCAGAAAACAACAAACCACUGUUUUUUUGCGUGAUGGUUCUCUUUUUAACCAUGGUGUUGAUCCUGCAGCUGGCUCUGUCGCUGGCUCACUGCCCCACCUGCAAGGGCCCCGUCGGGCAUGGGGUCCCGGUCGGGAACGGAGCCCCCGUAGUGCCCCUACCCCCCAGGCCGCAGCGGCCCCGGCCCCCCGGGGGCGGCCAGACGGCCCUGGCCAGGGGAGAGGCGUGUGGGGUCUACUCGCUGGGCUCCUGCCCCAGAGGGCUGAGGUGUCUCCCCAUGGCGGGCGAGGCCAGGCCCCUCCAGGCUCUGCUGGAGGGUAGGGGGGUGUGCAGCGAGAGCAACCCCACCACCAGGAUCCACUCUGCAGACCUGGCCCCGAACGAUCCGCCAGAGUCCACUCCGUGUCGUAAACUGCUCCUCACGGUGCUGAGAGGGCUGGAAGGCCAACUGUUCCAGUCCCUCUACGACCUCUACAUCCCCAACUGCGACAAACGGGGUUUCUUCAAGAAGAAGCAGUGUCGCUCCUCUAAAGGCUUGGGCCAGCGGGCAAGCUGCUGGAGUGUGGAUGAGAGCGGAGCGUCCGUCACGCCCUCAAGCGCCAGCCCCGUCAGCGAGGCCUGAGGAGAGCCGCUCUUCCUCUGCGGAGCGGAAAGCUCACCCAGGACCGCCGGUCCCGCUCAGAGACGCUGAUCGUUACCUUGUCGAUCCUCGGUCCUAUACCGGAGUCGUGAAGAGGGGAGCGAUUGUGUGAUGCGUCACAUCUCAAACUGGAAGUUUACAACAAGUUACUGUUCAGCUCCACGCAGAAACAUGUUUCAGCGGGGCGUUCAUAAGUAUUCAUGUGUAUUCAUAUAUAUUCAUGUGUGUUUCUUAAGUAUUCAAAUAUUACGAGGUCUAUAAAUGUAUGUACUCAUGGUUGAGGGAUUGUGGUAUAGCUGCAGAUAGAUAGUGGUUCAUAUGUUGAUGGUCAAAGACUCAAAAGGUGAGUCGACGACCUUGAUUGUGUGGGUUAAAUUAUUGUAUCAGUAUACGUUUGUGUCAAGCAAUGCCAUGUUGUAUUUAUGAUAUUAACUAUUUUGUACCUCACUGCAAUUGUAUUUCUGUACUUGCUCUAUUUUGUCUGUCAAUUCAAUAUUAUGUAGCCUACGUUACUUUUGUGUCAUAUGGCUAUAUUUGUAGUCCUGGAAAUAGCCCACUGGAAAGAAGGCGAUUUCGUUUUUCUUGAAAAUAAACACCACAGGCAGAAAUAAACAAA
Messenger RNA from Gadus macrocephalus (Pacific cod), 1409 nucleotides. RefSeq names its product insulin-like growth factor-binding protein 5. The coding region runs from base 188 to 775 and encodes 195 amino acids. Gene Ontology annotation, molecular function: insulin-like growth factor II binding; fibronectin binding; insulin-like growth factor I binding. The transcript is spliced from 4 exons. The record is from RefSeq and is a predicted model, not a curated record. Lineage: Eukaryota; Metazoa; Chordata; Actinopteri; Gadiformes; Gadidae. Gene Ontology annotation, cellular component: extracellular region. Gene Ontology annotation, biological process: regulation of insulin-like growth factor receptor signaling pathway.